Molecule: messenger RNA, 4564 nt
Organism: Ictidomys tridecemlineatus (thirteen-lined ground squirrel)
Lineage: Eukaryota; Metazoa; Chordata; Mammalia; Rodentia; Sciuridae
Source: RefSeq, a predicted model, not a curated record
CGCCUAGCCAGCGGUGCCCACCUCUCCUGCGGCCUAGGUGGUUCAGUGCUGGGCCCGGCCGCGGCCAGGCAGUGUCCUCCUUCCUCCUGGCCGGCCCAGCUUGGAGCCACAAGAGCAGGCGCAGCGCCCCUACCGCCCGCUUUUCUCCCUCCUUCUCCUCCUCCUCCUUCCCCCAGCCACCAGCGCAGUCACAACCGGUUCAGACUGGCCAGGGUGCCCGGCAAAGAAGAGAAACAAGGGGAAAAAACUGGGGGGAAAACUUCGCAGGGAGGAGGAAGAGAAGAAAAAAGGUGGAGCCCAAAGGAGAGGGCAGGCUCCCCAGCUCCAUGUGGCCGCCGCCGCCGCAGGUUUCAGCGGGGGCAGAGGGCGGCGGCCCCCGGGACAAGGCGUAGCGGGACGGAUUGCCCAAUACAGCUGCAGGGGCCGGGUCUCGGGAUAAAUAGCCGCCCGGCCAGGAGCUGCAGGGGAGAGUGGCAGCCGCGGUCCCUACCCUACCGCACCAUCUGCCCGGCCUGCGCCGGGUGCUGCGCCCCGGAGCCCCCUCCGAGGCCGGUACUCAGGACCUACAGAAAGCACCAACUUCACCUUACAAUGGAAUUUAAAAAAUCACCUGAUGGUGGAUGGGGCUGGGUAAUUGUGCUGGUCUCCUUCUUCACUCAGUUUUUGUGUUACGGAUCCCCGUUAGCUGUUGGAGUCUUAUAUAUAGAAUGGUUGGAUGUCUUUGGUGAAGGAAAAGGAAAAACAGCCUGGGUGGGAUCCCUGGCCAGUGGAGUUGGCUUGCUUGCAAGUAAGUGGAGAAAUGUAGGCUAUGCAAUCUCUGAGACACAUUGUAUUUCAAUCUGUCUUAAUAUGUGUAAUAUAUUCUUAUGCUUAGGUCUCGGAUGUGGCUUAUUAUACACUGCAACAGUGACCAUUACGUGCCAGUAUUUUGACAGCCGACGAGGCCUUGCACUUGGCUUGAUUUCAACAGGUUCAAGUGUUGGCCUUUUUAUUUAUGCCGCCCUGCAGAGGAUGUUGAUUGAGUUCUAUGGACUAGAUGGGUGCUUGCUGAUUGUGGGUGCUUUAGCUUUAAAUAUAUUAGCCUGUGGCAGUCUGAUGAGACCCCUCCAGGCUUCUGAUUGCCCUUUACCUGAAAAAACAGCUCUGGAAAAUGUGGCAGAGACAUACUCCAUUUACAGUGAAAAAGAAAAGAACCUGGAAGAAAACAUUCACAUUCUUGAAAAGAGCUAUAGUAGCGAGGAAAAGUGCAAGGGCACAUUGGCCAAUGGUGACUGGAAACAGGACAAUCUACUUCAUAAAAACUCCACAUCAAUGACUCACACAAAAGAGCCUGAAACGUACAAAAAGAAAGUUGCUGAACAGACAUAUUUUUGCAAACAGCUUGCCAAGAGGAAGUGGCAAUUAUAUAAAAACUACUGUGGCGAGACGGUGUCUCUCUUUAAAAAUAAAGUAUUUUCAGCUCUUUUCAUCGCCAUCUUCCUUUUUGACAUUGGAGGGUUUCCCCCUUCAUUACUUAUGGAAGAUGUAGCAAGAAGUUCGAAUGUGAAAGAAGAGGAGUUUUUUAUGCCUCUCAUUUCCAUUAUAGGCAUUAUGACGGCAGUUGGCAAGCUCCUUUUAGGAAUACUGGCUGACUUCAAGUGGAUUAACACCUUAUAUCUUUAUGUAGCUACCUUAAUAAUCAUGGGCCUGGCCUUGUGUGCAAUUCCAUUUGCCAAAAGUUAUGUCACAUUAGCAUUACUUUCUGCGAUCCUGGGGUUCCUCACUGGGAACUGGUCCAUCUUUCCCUAUGUGACCACGAAUACUGUGGGAAUUGAAAAACUAGCUCAUGCUUAUGGAAUACUGAUGUUUUUUGCUGGACUUGGAAAUAGCCUUGGACCACCAAUUGUUGGUUGGUUUUAUGACUGGACCCAAACCUAUGACAUUGCAUUUUAUUUUAGUGGCUUCUGUGUUCUGCUGGGAGGUUUUAUUCUGCUGCUGGCAGCCUUGCCGUCCUGGGAUACCUGCAACAACAAACUCCCUAAACCAACUCCAACAACGUUUUUGUACAAAGUUGCUUCUAAUGUCUAGAGGAAUAUUGGAAGCCAUUCUUUUGCCAUUUUAUACCAUAGAGCAAAACAUAUUUUUUAAAAAUUCUCAAGCAAAUUCUCUAACAGUUAAAGACUGUUUUCUCACAACAAAAUUUCACUGUGGCUGACUCUGAAUGUGGAUUUUUUAAAAAACAGAUUUCAUUCUUUAUGUACUGUAUGUGUAGCCUCUGUCUCCUGUAUGUUUCCCCUCCCUCCCUCCCUCCCUCCCCCAAAGUAGACUAUUCUGUUCUACUAUUAUUCAUUAGUUAUGUUUCAUAUUGUAAAACAUUUGACCAGCCUCUAAAGAUUUUCUCUGUAGAAGUAUAAAUUCUUUGCCAACCCCCCUUAGUUCCACUACAAAACACCCAGAGGGCUCUCUUCAGUUUUAAAAUUGACGCCUGCUGGGUGUGGUGGCACACACCAGUUAUACUUUCUGGAACCCAGGAGGCUGAGGCAGGAGCAUCUUGUGUUCCAGGCCAACCUGGACAACUUAGUGAGACCUCGUCUUAGAAUAAAAGAUAAAAAGGCCUGGGAUAUAGCCCAUUGUUAAAAGUAUCCCUAGGUUCAAUCUUUAGUAUCCCCCAAAAUUAAAAAUAAAAAUAAAUGAAACUGAUGCAAGCCUCAUGAUGAGAUAUGUGUAAAGGUCACUAGGGAGUAAAUGACUUCCUUCUCUGUUACACCUGCUGCUAGUCAGUAGAAGGCAUCAAAGCCAUUUCAUUUCCGGAAAUAAAAGUGGCUAUAAAAACAACAUUAGACCAGGCAUGGUGGCGCAUGCAUGUGAUCCUCGUGACUCAAGAAGCUGAGGCAGAAGAAUUGCAAAUUCUAGGCCAGCCACAGCAAUUUAGUGAAAGCCAGUCUCAAAGUAAAAUAUAAAAGUCUGAGGAUAUAGCUAAGGGUUUGAACACCCCUGGGUUCAAUCUCCAGUACUACCAAACAAACAAACGGGCAGAAAAUAGCAUUAAAACUUACAGUGGAAUGAACUGAUCACUUAAAAAAAAAAAAGAUAUUUUAAAUGAUAGUCAUCAGUUUCCAUUAUUCUAUUUUAUUUACCUUGAAGUACUCACAUGGUGUUUGGGGCCCAUGGUGCAUCAACUGUUUUGAUUCCUAAGGUAUUUGCUGAGAUGCAGGCAAACUCCAGCAGCACCCACCAGAGCCCUUCUUCAUGGCUGUCCACUAGAACCUCACUCACUUGUGUUUGUCAUCACCCAUUCAGCUGACAUUUCACAAGAAGUGCUGAUUUUACCCAUUUCCAAAUUGGAAAUGUAUUUUUUUAACCAUUCCUCCUAGCAAGUAGCAAAUAUCCAUUUGCUUUGGGCACAGUGGUGAUGGGUUGCAAACCUUUGUAUAACUUCCUGUGAAAGCAUUUAUUUGCUACUAUCAGAUCUUACCACUAUCAUUUUUUAAUUCAAGGGCAGAACUAAAAAGUGUGUGGUGUGUGUAUGUGCAUGUGUGCAUGUGUGUGUGCCUGUGUGUGUGUGUGUGUGUGUGUGUGUGUGUGUGUGCUCUGAGUCUGUGUGGAACAUGGGAAGGUAAAAAAAAAUCCUGAUAAGUUGAUACCCUUUCCAAUCUCACUUAAUCUUAAGAACAAUGUUCUAGAAAGAAAAUAAUGUUUAAUAAAUUGAUAGUUUUCCCCUCUAAAGAAAUGGGGUUUUAAACUUUGGUAUGUAUCUGAAUCUCCUAUAGAUCCUUCAAAAAUUAUGCGGACAUGGAUAUGCUUAGAAAUUUUAAUUCUGAAUGUUUUAAUUCUGUAAGUCUAUUUGGCUGUGGCCAAGCAUCUCUAUUUCUAACAAACUCUACAAAUGAUUCUAAUAAUAAGGCCUGGGUUGCAAAUGACUGUUAAAAAGAUAGACAAUAAGUAGACAUUUAUUCUCUUAAAAAAAAAAAACAAACCCACAAGGUCUGAGGUUUUUAUAAAUAGCCAAGUAUUCUUUAAACAGAAUCCUUCCCAUUGUGCCAAAAUUAUCUUUUCUUUUCUUUUGAAAUACAUGAUUAUUUUUGUACUUCUGUUUUGCCUUUCUUCAAAGGUAUAUGAGGCACUUUAUUAAUCUGAGCCCUCGAAACACCUCUGUGAGGUAGGUAAAUAGUACUUUCCUGUGUAGUAAACCUGGAGUAUGGAGAAUUCAUAAUUGAGUUAAUCCUACUCAGUAUGCAAUAAAGGGGCUCCAAGUCCUCUUGGACUUCUGCUCCAUACUCAGACUUCUGGAAAGUUUUCUGUACCUCAUUCUUUAGUCAGUUUCAAGGUUAGCAAAAUAAAUGAACAAGUGACAUUUAAAAGAAAAAAAAAACAGCUACAUGUUUUUGUAUUGAAAGUUCCUUUUUUUGCCAAUGUUAUGUUCUAGAAAGUAAUCUGAAAAAGUUUGACUUUUGUGAUGUCUCUACAUUCAUCAAUGUUGAUAAUUACCCAAAUGUAUCCACCGUGUCUACUAAUACCGUUCAACGUGGGCAUUAUCCAUUGUCUAGGGAAUGAAUUUUAAGUCACAAUAAAUAUUUUUACAUCA